AGUAGGAGUAGGAGCAGCAGCACAAACUACCGUCUCACUUCAAAGUUCAUCCAAUCUUCUCAACAGCGACACGAUCCGCCCGUCCUUUUCUCCUCCAAGCAUCAAUUGCAUUCAUUGCAGAUUUGUGGCGCGCAUCAUCGGAUUCUCACCUGCUUGACAGCAACACAUCUCCUUCGGACUUGGGCGCGCAGUCGAUCAAAUUCGAUCGCAAAGAUGGCUGACCCCGAUGUCGACGAGGACCUCUUUGCUGAUCUCUACGACGGAGAUGAGGACGCUGUUCCAGCAGUUGCGCCAAAAACCGAAGAGAGUGCACCACGUGCAGACAUAGCCAUCAACGACCAUCCAGAAUCGGCCGACGCGUCGGCCAACACAAAUUACGCCGGCUAUGACAACACCCAGAACGACUUGCAACAGCAGCAGCAUUUGCAUACAAAUAAUGGCAUGGAACAUAUGAUGGACGAGGGGCAGCACAGCGGUGGUUACAGUAACGAUGCGCCACCCGAAGAACGCCUCAUUGGAAUGAAGGAAGACGGGUAAGUCCUUUUCAGUAUGUGGUCAUUGUUUCUCUUUGGCCGGUAUCGGUCUCGUGUGAAAAGGUAAGUCCCAAAGCAUGACGGCUCUAACC
Messenger RNA from Dissoconium aciculare CBS 342.82, 625 nucleotides. RefSeq lists its product as uncharacterized. NCBI's taxonomy places the organism in Eukaryota, Fungi, Ascomycota, Dothideomycetes, Mycosphaerellales, Dissoconiaceae. The record is from RefSeq and is a predicted model, not a curated record. The transcript has 2 exons. Bases 214 to 537 code for a protein of 107 amino acids.